Molecule: messenger RNA, 4737 nt
Organism: Saccostrea echinata
Lineage: Eukaryota; Metazoa; Mollusca; Bivalvia; Ostreida; Ostreidae
Product: fibropellin-1-like
Exons: 9
Coding region: 218-4699 (1493 amino acids)
Biological process (GO): cell communication; heterophilic cell-cell adhesion; G protein-coupled receptor signaling pathway
Cellular component (GO): plasma membrane; protein-containing complex
Molecular function (GO): calcium ion binding; G protein-coupled receptor activity
Source: RefSeq, a predicted model, not a curated record
CCUAGAAGAAUUUUCAAGACACGUUGGCUUAUCAGCCUUCGGGGAGUGAACUGGAGUGUCAUCACGGCAUUGAGUGACAUUACCGGCUGCUAUAUAUCAGAACUAGUGAAUCUGCAAUGGAAAAAAGUAUCUGAAGCUUCAGAAAUAAGACAAGAUCUUCAAUUCUUUCUUCAUUCUUUACGUGUUACAGGAACAAGAAUCUUUUACUAACUUCAAGAUGGACUACACUGACCUAUACAACUACGGCGGUGUAAAUAUCACGCACCUGCUUGCUCUUUAUAAUCAAUCAAGUAUAGAUGAUAUUUUGGAUAAUCUAUAUGAAUAUGGGAACGAGUCCGAUUACCCAGAAUACUACAUCUCCAACUGUGAUAAUUCAGAACACCCGCACCAAAUGUUCAUCAACAAUUUGCCGGACUAUCAUCGAUUCUUCAACGUGUUUCAACCAACAGCGUGUGCGAUUGGCAUCAUAGGUAUUGUGCUAACUGUUGUUGUUCUUGGCAGGAAGAACAUGACCACGUCUACUAAUUCCUACCUAACAGCCUUAGCCAUUGCUGAUCUUGGAUUUCUCGUCAGUCUGGUUUCAAUGUUUAUGGCGUCUGAGCAUAUGGACGUGGAAUUUUACUAUAAAUACUAUGUUUAUUCGUCUACUAUUGCCCCAAUAUUCGUUGAGACUUUUCUUAUGGCCUCUGUUUGGCUGACCGUUGUCCUUGCUGUUGAGCGGUACAUUGCAAUUUGUCAUCCUCUAAAGGCCAUCGCCAUUUGCACAGUGAACAGGGCAAGACUGAUCAUAGCUGGCAUUUUUAUAUUUUCAUUUAUUUUCAGAAUCCCUCGAUUUUUUGAAUUCAGAACCGAAAGCACUGUUCAUUGUAAUAUUACUGUUUAUCAUUCCGUUCCAACUGCAAUGGGACUGAGUCAAUAUAGAAUAGUUUACCCUAUCAUCGUUGAUUGUAUAUUUGGCUGUAUAUUUCCAUUGAUUGCGCUCCUUAUUUUCAACAUCAAGUUGAUUCUAGAAAUUAAAAAAUCUACAAAUUAUCCUAGAUUCCAUGAUGUCAACAUGCAAAACAUGAUUUCAAGGGAACAACUUAAAAUAACAAUGAUGUUGAUUGGAAUAAUAAUGGUAUUUUUUGUGUGCCAGGCCCCUAUUCUAUUGUGUUAUGCCAUAAGACAUAUAUCAGUUUAUACAAUGAAAACCCCCGAGGACAUUCGAGUCUUUAACUUGGUUACUUUUAUUGCACAAAGUUUGCUGACAUUUAAGUCCUCCGUCAAUUUUAUUGUUUACUGCUGGUUCAGUGAAAAGUUCUGGAACACUUUCAAACGUGUAUUUUGUGGGAAGCUCUGUCUAGCUCGACAAAAAUGUCCAAGAAAGCAAAACACACACACAGUGCAUUCGGCCGACCAAAACGGAAGUACCAGCAUAAAAUGCAACGUAAAUGUCUUUAUUCAUGUUGAUCAAGUGGUUAUACACAACAUGACAGCAGCUAUAGGAGGGUGUAAAGGUGACAACUGCGGGUUUCAUAUCAACCUCUGUAUAAGGGGUAGCAGUCCCAACUGUGACGAGUCGGCAGGGGCUUGGAUCAAUAUGUCUGGUCUUCAGUCCAGAGUCAUUGGGGAGGAUAUCGGCGAUAAAAUGAACCCCCUACAAAUGGAUGCCAACCAUACGAUGGGACCCUCCUCUGUUCUUAAAGUGUCUAUUUAUAACAACGAUUCCUCUUCCCUCCUUCUGGAGCAGUCCAUGAACGGGGCUGACCAAUGGACGAACGGAAGUCAAUACAUACUGGCCUAUGAUCAGUACAUGACAUUCGACUUACACAACAGUAUUUUAAGUGUAACCCUUACAUCCUGGUUCUUCUGCUCGGAUGGCUACCAUGGACCAAAGUGUACAGUGUACUGCCCUGGUGAUCCACAUAGGUGUGUUGUUGAUGGAGUGCAGUACUGCAAGAACGGAUGGAGUGGUCCAAACUGUGAAGAUAACGUGAAUGAGUGCACACACGCAUGCGCCAACACUUACGGAAAAUGUCAGGACACGUUAGGUGGUUUCAUGUGCCAUUGUUCAGAAUACGCUUAUGGAAAACAGUGUAUAAUGGACAAUGACGAAUGUGCAAAGCAUCCAUGCAAUACGGGUACAUGUAUAAACACUCUUGGACGCCAUAACUGCUCGUGUCCUUCGGAUGUUACGGGUGAAAAUUGUGAAGAUUUAAUUGCCACGUCUUGUUCCUCUUCUACUUGUUCUCAACAUGGCGCUUGUUCUGUAGAGAAGGGAAAAGCACAUUGUUCCUGUUAUUUUGGAUUUGUGGGUCCUGAUUGUUCUAUCGAAUGCAGAUUAGACUGUUUGAAUGGUGGAAGGUGUGUAAGACCUCCACAUGGCACUCCAAAAUGUGUUUGUCCUCCCGGAUUUCUUGGAUCAAACUGUCAGAUCCAAGAUUUAUGCUACUCCCACAUCUGCCAUAAUAUGGGUGCCUGUGUGCAAAAAGGGUCCAAUGUCAGUUGUUUAUGUGACAAGGGUUCAUUCGGAGACCAAUGUGAAUUUUACGAUAAAUGCUAUGAUUCGCCAUGUAAGAAUAACGGUGUCUGUAAAAAGCUGUUCAAAGGACAAUAUCAGUGCGUCUGUCCACAUAGUUGGACUGGAAGAAACUGCGAAGUCUAUAACUGUCAACAUGCUUCUCCAUGCCAAAACCAUGGAAAAUGUUUAUCUAUUCAAACAAAGCCAGGAUAUCGCUGUGUUUGUCACUCGUCUUGGUACGGAAGUAUCUGUAAGCUACACGACGCAUGCGUUUCCGACCCCUGUCAAAAUGGUGGAUCAUGCCUCAACAAUUUGAAUGAUUAUACUUGCAGUUGUGCAAAAGGUUUCAUGGGCCGCAAUUGCGAGCAUCGGGAUUUGUGCUACUGGAAUGGUAAACCGUGCAUUAACGGAGGGAAUUGUAUUGUCAACUCCAACAUUUGUAACUGUUCAAAAUCUUGGGUAGGUGUUCAGUGUGAGAGAAACGUUAAUGAAUGUCUCUACAAUCCAUGUGGCGUGUACGGCACGUGUGUAGAUAUUGUAGGCGGAUACAAGUGCUCCUGUAGCACGUACUGGACAGGGAAGAAUUGCGAUGUGCACAUGAAAUCGUGUGCUUUUAAUCCUUGCAGAAAUAAUGGUACUUGUCAAGAUCUGGACAAUACGUAUCUCUGUACUUGCAAUGCUCAGUGGACUGGACGGAACUGUGAAAUUGAUGUGAAUGAAUGUACGGUGUCGUCGCCAUGCCAAAACGGUGGACUAUGUUUAAAUACUAGGGGUGAUUAUACAUGUCGCUGUUCGCAAGGAUGGACGGGUAAGAAUUGUGACACCGAUAUUGAUGAAUGUCAAGUGCAGAAUUCCUGUCCAUCGAAUACUCUGUGUGAAAACACUCGAGGGUCUCACGAAUGCCUGGACUGUUCAACUUACACGUGUUAUCAUGAUUCACAGUGCAUGGAUACUGUGAAUGGUCCGGUUUGCAACUGUUCGACCUCAGGAUGGACCGGAAGGCAAUGUGACAGAAAGGACUUCUGUCACGAAACAUGCACAGAUAUAGAGAUAAACAGUGGACGUUGUCCGAGUCGAUGCGGACGGUCCUCUGAAUGUUUAAACAAAGAAGACGGAUAUUCCUGUCAUUAUAAUCCCUGUAAAAGUAGUCCUUGUCAAAACGGAGGGAGCUGUUUCAAAGGUCACAACGACUUCAACUGCAAAUGUGAUAUUCAUUGGGCCGGGAAAGCCUGUGAUCAAGUAAACUAUUGUGCGAGGAAUCCCUGUCAACAUGGAGGCUCUUGCAUAAAUCGGCUGAAUGGAUUUAAGUGCAGCUGUACUCCUGAGUGGAUAGGAACCACUUGUACGGAAGUUAACUAUUGCUACCCAAAUCCAUGCACACAUAAUGGCGCUUGUACAUCACUUACAAACACUUCAACCUGUCUUUGUUCAACGGAAUGGACUGGCUCUUUAUGUGAAAAACGCAAUUAUUGCAGUACAAGCCCCUGCCAAAACGACGGAAUAUGUACAAAUGGACCGACACAUUUCACGUGCAACUGUACUGAAAAUUGGAUCGAAGCAAAUUGCGAACAGUAUGACUACUGUUCAUCUAAUCCUUGCAAAAACCAUGCAACGUGUAAGAACAGACCUGGAAACUUUGAAUGUCAUUGUCAUGAAGGCUUUUCUGGAGUAACCUGUGCAUCGGCAAUCGACCAUUGUGUGUCCUCCCCCUGCCAAAACAAUGCCACGUGUACAAAUAACCCUUACGGGUACUUCUGUCGUUGUGCUAGUGGGUACAUGGGUAAGGACUGUAAUCUCGACCUAGAUGAAUGUAAGCUUAAUAUGUGUCCACCAAUGUCCACGUGCUUCAAUUAUAAUGGUGGAUUUGACUGUCGAUGGACUAGGAGGUCAAUCAGAGAAGCUCAUCGCGAAGGGACCAAACACGUUUUAAUUACGGAAAUGAAAGAUGCUAUGAUACCAAUUUCCAUUUUUCUUCAAUUUCUUGAAAAUGGCAUAUCUAAUGCAGCUUGUGCUGACAGCAAAAAAGGACUUCUUGUGCCAUACACCAUGGAGUUCAAUAGUGGGAUUCAGAAGCUUACCUUUAGCAUCAAAUGUGCAAAAGGAAAAUACCAAAGCUUUGUUGCAUCCAACAUCAGCUCUUAUUGCGACUCCGAACUAUGCAGAUCUGUUAUAAAGAACUCGGUUCUCUCAACAUUAUAAGAUCUAGAGUUAUUCCGCUUGUAACUUUCCACUUAAUA